UGAAUCCGAGUGGCUGCUGUUGGUGCCGCUCCCUCGCCUUGUUUGCCUGACUAACUGCCCGUUGUGCGCGUUGCUGUGUGCGCUGCAUUUUGCCUGUCUGUCUCUUCAUUCUCUCCUCGGUUCACUCGUGUCUGUGACAUUUGACAGCUGAGACACGCGAAAAAAUUCAAGAACGAGAAGGGAUUUUCUUCUUCCGGUUAAUUGCGUUAACCUCCCCGUAAAUCAUUUUACCCAAUAAUCAGAUAAACGACGGACUUCCAGAGAUAUUCCUACAUCGCUCUCGCCCAUGAUAGCGGCAUUCGCGGUACGCAAUCGUUCGGAAAGAAAUAUCACAGUGUCCGUUCGACUUUGACACGUACAAGUUCAGAAGAAGGGUGUUGCUGAUACGCAAUUGCGCGUUGUGACUAUUUUGCUCCGUUAGAAAGGAGACGAGCAGUUCCUUGUAAAAGCACUUUUUCGUACAAGGAGGAUUUGUGACAGCGGGAGUGAUCGAACCUCGUUUUUAGGUGGGAAAACUCGAAUCAAUAAUAAGUAUGGAUAACUUUGAAUUACCGAAGGAAAAGGUUGACAAGGUCAAAGAAAAUCCUCUUCAUCCGGGGGAUGCCGACGCGGCUAGCAAACUAAAACGAGAUCACCACUCACUCGACGACUUCGAACACCUGGAGCACGACACCUCGCCCAUACAGGAGAGCAAGGAUAUGGCCGCCAGCUUUCAGGGCCAGCAGGAUCAGGCGGUCCCGGCGCAGUUCGUCGACGUGCCACGUGCCGUCGGCGAGGUUCACCCUGCCUCAAUCGAUAAACACGACGCUGUGCCCAACUCCCAACGAAGUCUGCUGGACUCGAGCUUACCAGCUGACGAAGUCUACCUGCAGCCUGCGCCCGCAACCCCGCCCCCUUCGGCUGAUUUUGCGAAACGAACCCUGGCCGACGUUCUCGACAAGCCAAUCAACGACGUCGAUGACAUCCUCGGGGAAGUUGCAAGCUUUGCGCAGGCGUCGAAACCCUUCCACCCUUUCCACCCGACACCCCUGCCGCAGGGUGCAGACCCCAAGGCUGCGUCUCUGGCCUUUAUGGACAGCGAACGAUCACCACAAGCUUAUAACCCAUCGCAGCCGACCUUAGCUAAGGACGUUAAACCGGCUGAGAGUCGUCCCCAGGAAAAUCUAUUCGCCCAGGAUCCGUUGAUCACGGAAAUAAAACCCGAGAAGACGUCUGCACCUGGCGUAAGCAAGUCGGUUGCAGAGGAUCCUGCAUCCCAGCUCCAGCACGCUCUGGACGCCCGGGUUGGCAAGGCAAAACCCAAGACCACCGAGAAGUCUGAAUCCUUCGAAGAAUUGUUUGAGGAUAUCGCCCAAGCUGCAUUGAAAAUGCCAGAGAUCCAGGACAUCAUCGAUCCAAAGGAGGACCUCUUCGGCUUGGAAGAUAUCAAGAACGAUCAGAUGCACGGUGACGAGGCAUUGGAGCGCGACCUGUUUGGACCAGACAAUGACGCUUACGGACAAGUUAAAAAACCAGACACGAUGCCACCGACGCAAGAUAACUCGACCAAACUUAUGGAGGGUCUGAAUUUGGGCAACGUCGAAGUUAAGACCGUGAGAAAACCUGAAGAGGACUUUUUGGGGGAGAUAAAAUCCUCCGUAUUACCGGAGCCACAAAAACCACCAACGAUCGACUUCCUUAAGGACGAUUCUAUCCAGGACAUAUCCAAGGAGACGGCAGUCAAACACGUGCAACAGCAACCGUUUGAGGACGAUUCGUGGAACGUCGUAGAGAAGCCGGAUAAAUUUGAGAAGUGCGAACCCCUGCAGGAAAAGUUCGAUGACCGGGAACCAACUCCGGAACCACCGACCAAAUCGCUGCCGCCUAUACCGAGGGAUGCGUCACCGGAACCAAUCAGCUCCGGUACGCCGGAACCGUUCCAAAGUUUCGCAGGUAAAGGGGCACCCUCGGCCCCAGAGAAAUACGAAUUGUCUUCUGAUUUUAUUGCGACGGAAAGUGGUGGGCCGAAUAAGUUCCUUCAAACCGGUGCCGAAACCGGCGAUUCGGAGUUCGAAUCGGAUCCAGAAUCUUGUCCUUUGCCACCGUCUCGCCUAGCUCAACCAGAGUUUGCGACGAAGACGGAACCUCCCAAAAAACAGGAAAAACCAGACACUUCUGCGGGCGUUUGUUACCGAAAAGAUCCAGUCGAAGAAAUCGCUCCUAAAGAGAUUUUCCGCGAAAUGGGAUUAGACGCAUGGUUUAACCCAGAAAGACUGAACCCCAAAGUUGAGGCCCUGAUCUACUGGCGCGACCCUAAGAAGUCUGGAAUCGUAUUCGGCGUGACUCUUGGAGUGCUCCUGUCUCUAGCCUACUUCAGUCUAAUCAGCGUGCUGGCCUAUCUCUCCCUCAUCACCCUGACCGGUACAGUCGCUUUCCGCGUAUACAAAACUGUCCUGCAAGCAGUUCAGAAGACAUCAGAUGGGCAUCCUUUCAAGGACGUUUUGGAUGUCGACCUCAAUGUGCCAGCUGAAAAAGUCCACGACAUCGCUGACGUUGCAGUUGCUCACGCAAAUGCCGCCAUUGCUGAAUUGCGCAGACUCUUUCUAGUUGAGGAUCUGGUCGAUUCCCUCAAGUUCGGUGUUCUUUUGUGGUGCCUCACUUACCUCGGUGCUUGGUUCAAUGGCAUGACCCUUAUCAUCAUCGGUGUGGUCGCUCUGUUCACGUUGCCGAAAGUCUAUGAGACGAACAAAACGCAGAUCGACCAGAACGUCGAACUUGUUCGUGGAAAGAUUAACGAUUUAACUUCCAAAGUGAAGGCAGCCAUCCCUAUUGGCAAGAAGUCCGAGCCAACGAAGGAGGAGUAAUGAAUUGAAGGGGGGGAGGAUAAUUCAUCGAGAGUGCGAAUUCAAACGAAGGAGUCGCUAAGUGUGCGUUGUGUGUUGCGUGUAUGCUUGUGUGAAUGUAUGUGAGGGUGCGAGACAAAGCGAGGAAGGAGAACCUUCAAAACGUAAAGUUGGGGCUCCAACGAUGAGGAACAGUAAGCAAUGCUUGAGUAGAAGAUGGAGGAAAAGAGUGGGGCGAAGAAAAAAACCUUGAGGAAGAAAUUCGCGAGAAACGAAAAUGGUUUAACCCAUUGAGAUGGCUUUUGAGAAAAUCGAAGAUCGGCGGGGGGCAGAAGAAGAAGAAGAAGAAGAAUGCAGCCAAGUCAACGUUCUUUUGGCCCGCGCAUAUACAUGAUAUCUAAAUAUAUGUAUACAUAUGUAUAUUCCUCGAAGAAUAUGUGAAAAAAGAAAAGGAAAAAAAUUAAAUUAUAACAAGUAAUGAAGUAUCGUAGCGAUUCAUUAAUUAAUUAAUUAUCAACACUUAUUCGUUGUUUAUGGUGGUAACAUACAUACAUACAUAUAUAUAUAUAUGUAUAUAUAUAUAUUAUAUAUUAUAUAUAUAAAAUUAGAGAGCUAUAAACUGCGAUUGGGGAUAAUUUUAACAAUUAUACAAUAUAUACGUCUUCUUUAACGAUUUUAUCUUCCUCAAUAUAGGGUAAAAACCCUAAUUUUGCGACAAUUUUUAAUUGAUCAAAUUAUCAUUACAGGUAUUUAUUAUCUGUCCUACUUCGAAAACAUCUUUUUUUUUUCUUGUCUUGCUCUUCUCCGUACCUAAUUAUUACUCUCUUACACACUAUAACCAAAUUCCCUCACUACUCCUCCUUUCCACCCUGCAUGCCCCAUAAUGAAAUUCAUCGCACCGUCACGACCACUUGAAGAGGAAAAAAAAAUGGAAAAUAAUUGAAAGAAAUAAUCAUGUAUUAUAAGAUGAUAUAUAAGAAAGUUAAGUACACUCCUUUUUACGCAACUAAAAGAAGCUAUUUAAACUUAGGAGAUUUAUUAUUAUUAUGUCCCUAUAUAUAUAUUGACGCGUUGUAUACAUCAAAAGCUUAUGCCGCAUGCUACGCGUCCGCGACUGUGUUAAAUAUAUGCGUUUCCACCUUCUUAUAUGAUCGAAAUCCAGCGCAAACGCGCCUGACGAAAUUGUGUUUUUUUUUCCUCUUUUCUUUCCUAAUUUUUAUCGGUAGUUCUUAAGACAUUAUAUUAUAUAUCGAUCGAGCGUCACCGAGUUUUAUUUGUUAUAACAAGAAAGAAAAGCAAGAGUAAAUAAACAAAAUGAAUUUAAAAAGAAAAAAAAAUUGGCGAGUCAAUAUAUCUCCUUAUAUACAUUCUUAUUAUUAUUGUUAUUAUUAUUAUUAUCAUCAUUAUUAUAUUAUGAGCGUUGCGAAUUAAUAGUUUUUAUUAUUAUUACGAAUUAUGGUGAAAAUGAUUAUUAUUAUUAUUAUUAUUACGAAUUAUUAUUAAUAUAACUAUAGAUAUACACACGUAAUACAUAAAUGAAGUAAAUAUUGAAUUAUAACGACAAAAAUAAACAUGUGUAUACAUAUGUUUAUACAUAUAUAAACAUAUAUAUAUAUACAUAUAUUUAUAUUUAUUACGGUAAACGAUGAAGGUACAACUUUACAUUAUAUAUAUAUAUAUGAAUAUAUAUAUACAUAUAUAAAUAUACACAUAUGUAUGUGUAUAAAUGAAUUUACUAUCUAUGUAUAAUAAUGUUGCGACCACGUGUUUUGAUGGGAGAAAAAUAACAAGAAAAGAAAAAAAAAAGUUUACAGCAAAGUGUUAUAAGAAUUUGAAUUGUAAUACGCGUACUGCUUCUUGACGUCUCAUUACUGCAUCUGCAUCUGCACGGUUAAUUUAUAAAUAAACGAUAUUGAUAAUAA
Molecule: messenger RNA, 4744 nt
Organism: Neodiprion fabricii
Lineage: Eukaryota; Metazoa; Arthropoda; Insecta; Hymenoptera; Diprionidae
Gene: Rtnl1
Product: reticulon-1-A
Exons: 6
Coding region: 534-2843 (769 amino acids)
Source: RefSeq, a predicted model, not a curated record